Nilaparvata lugens (brown planthopper) is the source of this 2143-nucleotide messenger RNA. RefSeq lists its product as uncharacterized. The transcript has 2 exons. Lineage: Eukaryota; Metazoa; Arthropoda; Insecta; Hemiptera; Delphacidae. The record is from RefSeq and is a predicted model, not a curated record. Bases 1144 to 1656 code for a protein of 170 amino acids.
CCAAAAAGUAGGUUAAUGUUCCAUUUACUUGAAUUCAGGUCCAAUUUUCAGUCCAAACAUUUGAAAUCAGAAUAGAUUGUUUACAAACCAAAUUGAAUAGCAAAAUAACACUCACUAAUUACUCAUGUAAAACGGUAAAAUAACUUUGAACAUUAAGAUGAAUAUAUCAUUAAAUCGCAAAAAUAUGUUUUUAUUUUGAAUAUGACCUUAUGACCUCAUUUGAUUAUAAUUAUGACCUCAUUAUGAUUUUACCUUUUAAACCCUUCAGUUUUGUUCAUCUUUUAGGUCGUGUUUACAUUUUACAGCUGGCUAUAUGUCAACUUAUGAAUUUCGGGGAUGUGAUAUUUUGAUUUUCCAAAAACGCACUCGCUCAAUCACUUCACUUCCAUUACCCACAGACGACGAAAGUCUCCGCUGUUUUUCCAAGUAUGAACUAUCCUGAUUAUGUGAUUCAGCGAGACCUAGGGAUGAGACCUAGUGCAAUCAAAUUUUUAUAUCAUAAACCUACUAUGUUCCAAAUUUCGUGAGAAUCGUUAGAGCCGUUUUCGAGACCCGGUGAAAUACAAACAUAUAAACAUCCAAACAUCUAAACAUAUAAACAGAAAUUGCUUGUUUUAUAGCAUAGGAUUCCCUCAAAAUACAAAACUGAAAUUACUAUACUGAAUAAAUGGUGUGUUAAGUAGCUUACAUACAGGAAGCAGAGCAACUGAGUAAAGACGUAACAAAAACUCAAGUUCCCCUUAAAGACGAUAAAUACGAAGUAUUAUAAUAGUGUUGUUCAUAUAGCGAAGUGAUAGCAACGAAACUAGAAAAAGAUGUUGAAAAUGUUCAUGCAAUCUGAUUGCUCUCUGUACAACUUUGUAACCAGCUGAUCAAUAAAAGCUUAAUAAAACAUAAACAUUUGAAAUUGAAGAAUUCGCAAAAAUGUUCACCUUACUUAUCAGUUAAUCUGUGGCAUUUAGAGUUGAUAAAUCAUUUUUAGAAAACUUCUGAAAUUGAAAUUAAUCUUUGAUUACCAACGCAUGUUUGAUAUCCAGUGCAUUUUGAUAAGUAUUCAGUUCUUGAAAAAAAAUUUAAUUUUGAAUAUUUACAUUUCACUAGAGCAGAAAUACCAUUAUAUUUGACAAAAUGUAUUGAGACAACAUGAACAGCUAUGAAGAUAAUUCUACAAACUUAUACGAGUACACAACACCUAAAACACUGACAACUGUGGCGGCUAAUUGGAAGCCAUGGGAUAGUCAUGGAUAUGACGAGAAUGUCAACCAAACUGAUGACAGCUACUACUAUUUUCGACAACACUUUUAUCAGAUUUCUCUGCCUUACAUUCGUUGCUGCGAUAAAAGGUUUAACAAAACCUUUUGGAGUAUUGACUAUUUUAUAAUGUUUGCAUUUACAUUACUGUUAUUUAUAGCGUUUGGGUAUUUAGGUGAUACCGUUUUGAGAUUCUCGAUGGCGAUUUUUGGAUUAGCAUGUUUGGGAGACACUAUUGUGCGCUUUUCUUCAAUUUUGGCGCCGAUUUUGACCAGCAAUUAUUGGAAUCAUAGCAGGUGGAACCCGUGGGACUGUUAUAUUGAAGAUGUUCUCUUGAUUUUGUCUUACAUCUACACGGUUAUAGUGAUGGAUAGUUAUAGUGGUAUGAUUAGCUCAAGUAAUUAAUUGAUUGUUUAUAUAGUACCUAGUUUGGUGGAGAAUAAUAAUAUAUGAAAAACUGAAUGAGAAGGAAUAAGAUAAGAAUUGAUAGAAAAUGCAUUAUAAAUGGAAAAUAUGGUUGAAGAUUAGGCCUAUAUACUCGUGUGUAAAGGGAAGAAAAAGGCGACGAGGACGAGAGAAAAAUAGGUAGGAGAAAUGCAAAUAGAAUAAUAACAAUAAAUUGGGAUACUAAAAGUAAGUACUGGAAGUAAAUUGGAGUAAUGGAAGUAAGAUAUGAAUGGAAAAGAGGGCAAAAAGAAUAUAAUUUAAUUUUAGUAACAAGCAAAAGUUAUAUUAUCUGUUUUAUGACUUGAUUGUCUUACAACCGAUCGGUUCAUUGUUUAAAGUUAAUCAAAUGCUCUUCAUCGAUUAUAAAAGAAUAUUUUUAUGUAUGAAUAAUUUAAUAAAUAAAACGUGUAUGUAUGGGAAUGUGCCACUUUUUAUGUUUAUGUUU